UUAAUCUGGCCAAAGUAUACGGAAGAGGCCGCCCAUACCUCCAGGCAACAAUAUUCGCCCAUCGGCCAUAAAUUCUACCAUCAUGCGAGCAAACGCUUGCUCCAUUGGCUAUGUCGCGCUUUCCAUUUUUUCCUCCCUCGCCAUGACGGACGCGUACAAAGUCGAUCCGACAGUCCAACAAAAUCAAUUAGACGCACAACCACAAGCAGCAGCAGCAUGGUUGCCUCACUGGACAUCCGAUCGCAGCACCUUCUGGUUUCGCCGCCAGGAUUCCACUUUCAUGUAUGUGGAUUCCGACCACGGCGUGCACGAGCCUGCAUUCGAUCACGAGGGUGUGGCAAAGGCCCUUAGACUUAAUGGUAUUGAGGCGGAUGCUGCGAAGCUUCCUUUCGAUUCAAUCCAAGUGGGAGAUGAUUGCGAAACUGUGAAGUUUCGCGCAGGAGAAAAGAGUUGGGAGUGGAGGAAGAACGGAACGUUGGUGGCGUUUGAGGGUGAAGUGGACGACGUGGGCCAGUUGAAGCCUGUGCCUUAUGAGCAACCGCCAGCUGAAGGCUCUAAAGAGACAAAGAUUAAGUUUCUCAAUGAGAUGGAUCGCAAAGUCUCGGUGUAUUGGGUCAACUCGCUUGGUAAGGAGAAACAUUAUCAUGAUGUUCAGGCUGGGAAAAAGGCGUCGCAACAGACGUAUGAGGGUCACGUUUGGCGGGUGCGAGAUACUUCAUCUGGCGAGGUGAUUGCGAGUUUCGCCGCUGGAGCUGAAGAGAAGACGGCUGUGAUCAAGAAGGGCCUUCAACCCCCUAAAAUCUUGGCAGAGCCUGUCGAUGACCUUGAAAAACGCCAGGCGAACUGGACGGGGCCCGGCGGAACGUUCAUCAAAGACAACAACGUCUGGUUCCGCGACGCGGAUGGACAAGAGACGCAGAUGUCAACUACGGGAACCCCCAACAGUUCUUUCGACAACUACACAUACUACUCGUCGGACAUGAAGUUCGGUGUUGUACUGCAAUUCACGCCGGAGCAAGAGCACAUCGUUUACGAAGUCGAAUCCAGCCCAUACGACCAGCUCCAACCCCGUUUGAAGCAAUUCCAUUAUUUGAAGCCUGGCGACAGAAUGCGUAUUGACCGACCGCGAAUGUUCGACUUGACUACCAAGAAGGAGAUUCCUACGGAUGACGCACUGUUCAAGAAUCCUUACAGUAUUUCAGCACUUAGUGGGGGUGGAUGGAAUGAUGAGAGUACCGAAUUUCGCUUCGUUUUCAAUGAAAGAGGGCACCAGGCCUUACGUGUAAUUGGUAUGAACACCCAAGGAAAUGUCCGGGCUAUCAUAGAGGAGACGAGUAAGACGUUCAUCGACUAUGCGCACAAAUUGUACUAUCGGGAGGUUUCGAACACGAGCGAUAUGAUUUGGGCGAGUGAGCGAGAUGGGUGGAACCAUCUUUAUCUCCACGACCUGAAGACUGGUGAAGUCAAGAACCAGAUCACAAAGGGAGAAUGGGUCGUGCGAUCUGUCGACUACGUGGAUGAAACAGCACAGCGUAUCUGGCUCAAGGUUUUCGGUGCUGUGCCCAACCAGGAUCCUUAUUACGCCCACUUAGCUCGUGUCAACUUCGAUGGCACCGAUUUCAAGAUCCUAACAGAAGGCGAUGGAUCACACAGUUGGUCCUUCAGCCCCGACCGCAAAACCUUCACAGACACAUGGUCGCGCAUGGACAUGGCCGCCAAAACCGUAACCCGCGACGCCGAAAGCGGAAACGAAACCAGCGUCCUCGAAGAAGGCAACCUCGACUCCGUCUACUGGCCAAUCCCAGAGCGCUUCUCGGCACUAGGACGCGACAGCGAGACCCUAAUCUACGGCCUCAUCUUCCGUCCCCUGGACAUGGACCCCAAUGCCACAUACCCAGUAAUAGAGCGCAUAUACGCCGGACCCCAGGACUUCUCGGUGCCCAAAGAAUACUCCCUCGACAGCGAUGCACACCGACUUGCUAACCGUGGCUUCAUUGUCGUCGUCAUCGACGGCAUGGGCACCAACUGGCGCUCAAAGGCUUUCCACGACGUCUGCCACAAGAACCUCCGUGACGCAGGGUUCCCAGAUCGCAUCUCCUGGAUGAAAGCAGCAGCCGCUACACGCCCAUACAUGGACACCACCCGCGUCGGAAUCUACGGCACUUCAGCCGGUGGCCAGAACGCCAUGGGAGCUCUCCUCUUCCACGGCGAUUUCUACAAAGCCGCAGUCGCGGACAGCGGGUGUCACGAUAACCGCAUGGACAAGCUGUGGUGGAACGAAGCGUGGAUGGGAUACCCCGUGGACCAGUCGUACGAGGAUAGCUCGAACAUGGUCAACGCGGGAAAUCUGCAGGGGAACUUGAUGUUGGUUGUUGGGGAGCUGGAUACGAAUGUGGAUCCGGCGAGCACCAUGCAGGUCGUCAACCGGCUCAACCAGCUUGAUAAGGAUUAUGAUCUUUUGUUCAUGCCGGGGCAAGGGCAUGGUGUGGGCGGGUUUGAUAUGUCGGCGCUUAGGAAGAGGUCCGAGUUUUUGGAGAGGCAUUUGAAGUGA
This is a messenger RNA of Periconia digitata, 2551 nucleotides long. The record is from the annotation of a GenBank genome assembly. Lineage: Eukaryota; Fungi; Ascomycota; Dothideomycetes; Pleosporales; Periconiaceae.